AUGGAUUUAAUUGUUUCAACAAUUGUAUUAAGUUUAUUGAUCCACUUCUUUGAUAAAUAUUUAAAAGAAAAGGCUAUUAAUGGGGUUUACCAGCUUUACAUAGCUUUCAGUAAAAAUGAAGAGCUGAAGAAAAACAAGGAAAAUUUUAGAGAGAUUCUAAGUCUGAAGAAAGAGUUAAACAGUACAAGUAGUCAAGAUGAGUUUGCCAAAUGGGCUCGUUUAAGCAGGAAGUACGAAAAGUUGAAUCAAGAAUGGGAAAGACAGUCUACGAUUGUUCAACGAUUUCAAGAAACAUUUAAAAAGUUCAUUAGCGUAUUGUUAUGGAUAUUGACUAGAGGAUUCCGAUUCUACAUUCAAUAUAAACACUCUAAGACACCUGUGUUUUUCCUGCCAGCGUUUUUACUUCCUUCUUGGGCUUUGUGGUUUUUGUCUCUUCCACGAUCUAAAUAUGGUUCUGUCAGCUUGACCGUAUGGAACUUUGCAGUGCAAAAGACAAUCUCUGCUUUUCUUUAA
Molecule: messenger RNA, 513 nt
Organism: Schizosaccharomyces cryophilus OY26
Lineage: Eukaryota; Fungi; Ascomycota; Schizosaccharomycetes; Schizosaccharomycetales; Schizosaccharomycetaceae
Product: GET complex subunit Get1
Exons: 3
Coding region: 1-513 (170 amino acids)
Biological process (GO): tail-anchored membrane protein insertion into ER membrane
Source: RefSeq, a predicted model, not a curated record